UUUAAUGAAAUUAAUCUUUCUACAGUUUGUUUUUAGUGUUUUGUAUCUAAUGUAUUCAUUUAUUCUGAUAUAAUUUCUGUUCUUAUUUUACUGCAGGUAUUCUUCUUGGUUGCUGAUGAAACAGACAAGGAUAAUGUUUAUAUAGUCUGUUUUAACAUGAAAAAGGAGAAGAUAACCAUCAUUGAUUCAAUUGAAGAUAAAACUAAGGUGUAUGAUACAUGUGUUGAAUGUUUGAAAAAGGGAAUGUGCGAGUCUUUCAAUGAAAAACAACUUGAGCAAAAAGCAAGUAAAAUUUCCAAAUUUCCUUUUAAAAUAACAAAGAAGGCAUGUUAUGGGAACAUGGAAGGUAUGGGUGUUGGUGUCAUAGCCAUGAGGCAAUUGGAAACUUUCAAGGGGAUUUUGAAUACGUGGAAGAUGGAUUUGAACAAAAAUGAUGUAAAUGGAUUAAGAAUGCUCUGUGCCGUCCGAUAUUGCUACGAAAUGCUCACCUCUGAUCAUAAUCAACUUACCGUACAAGUGAAACGGAAAGUGGCAGAAUAUGGCAAGUUUAUCAACUAGGAUAUGUGUCACACUUGGACACAUAUAGUGACAGUUUGAUUUUUUGCCUAAUGUCUGAUUUGAUUAAGUUUUAGCAAUUUGAUUUUGGGUUAUUAUGGUGUUGAGAAAACAAGAUAUGAUUUGUGUGGAUAUAGGACCAGGUUAACAUUUUGGGUUAUUUGCUUCGGUAGGUGUCAAGCAGUCUUUUUGAGUCUUUGGUUUUAGUUGAAAAUAAAUCUGUAUGCAGAUU
Messenger RNA from Cuscuta campestris, 787 nucleotides. The record is from the annotation of a GenBank genome assembly. Lineage: Eukaryota; Viridiplantae; Streptophyta; Magnoliopsida; Solanales; Convolvulaceae.